Messenger RNA from Micropterus dolomieu (smallmouth bass), 5518 nucleotides. RefSeq names its product interaptin-like. The record is from RefSeq and is a predicted model, not a curated record. Lineage: Eukaryota; Metazoa; Chordata; Actinopteri; Centrarchiformes; Centrarchidae. The transcript is spliced from 24 exons. The coding region runs from base 1671 to 4394 and encodes 907 amino acids.
AUGGAAAGGCUGUCUUAAGGAGAUAGUUUGGCUGAUCUGGUCCACAGAUACCACCUCUCCUUGAUAGACUCCCAGUGUUGGCCCACAGUUAAUUGAAACCAAACUACCCAACCAAUCCGCAGCCAUGACUGCACGAUGUUAAAGAACAAACGUUUCUAUUUAACGUUUCUUGUCCGAACAGCUCUGUAGUAAUCACACACUUUCUGUUAAAGUAAUAAGCUAAUUGUCUUCAGUAGGACAUCAGAAAUACUAACUGCUUGAUGUUACCGAAUAGUUAUGCUAACUAGCUAGAGUUAGCGUCGGCCUGUUAUCUAGCAUAGCUAACGUUAAGUUAUUAUCUAGCGUUAGUUUCAAGACGAAAACGCUGUACUUGGGAUUAAUGCGAAGCACACUCUUUUCAAGAACUCAAGUGAUUGAAGUACUAAGUUAAGUGCUAAAAGGAAAAGUGUUACUCCCUUAAACUGCUAGUUUUUAUCUACUUGAAUGGUGAAAAGCUGCUGCUAGCUUCUGGAUGACCUCUUCUUCCUUUUGUAUUUUGACGAAUUUCAAUCAAUGAAUUUGAUGUUGCAUACUGCCACCUAGAGUACCGGCGUAUGAAGAAAUUGUUUUGCAUUGAAUUCUGAAAGAUAAAAAAAAAUAAAUUAAUAAAUCAAAUAAAUGAAUAUGAAUGCAAACAAACAUGAGAGAUAAACUACUUCUGGGUGACUACUUCCAGCUUCCAAUAUGCAUUAAAGAGCUGAGUCACGUGCAGGCUAAGGCUUAUGACAGCCUGAGCCUUAAUUUUGAUGCGCAUUUUUGAAAGAUAGGGCUGAAUAAUGGUCUGACUGGAGUGUGCAAAGAAAGAACUUUGGAUUUAGUCAGUGGCAUGCAAUAUUUCACGCUGAGCUGUAGAGUGUUCAUGUUAUCAUCACAUGCUUGCUUAUCCCUUGAGCUAAAAUAAAAUCCUUUGAAAACUAUCAAAGAACAUAAUUAUGGUAGGGCUAUUUUCUCUGUGUGUGACUAAAGGAACCCAUAACCAAUCCUGACUCAUUCACUCAUAAAUCAUUAAUCAGAGGUAAGCUAUGUGUGUCAUGAUCACUGUUUGGGAGAUGUUCUUAACAACUCAUGUCAACAAACAGUAAGUCAGCAGACUGAGUGAGAUCAUGUGGAGACUAUCCCAGAAGUGUUCGCACAUAACACACCCGCCCCACUGCGUCCUCUGUGCAUGGGUUACCAUAGAUACUCAGUUCAAGGGCUGUACAGUGAAAAGCUUGCAAUCAAACCUGUGUGAGGCAUAAAAGCAGAGCAAGUGAGUAUUGUCAGUGGACUGGAGCGGGUUUCUGCAGCAAGGUACCGUAAGAGAAAGUAUAAUUUUGACUCCAACUGAUAAAUCAAAACAUAUGUUGUGUUUCAUUUCUUGUUAAUCACCUUUUUAUACAUUUGAUAAGACAUAAUUGUAUUUUGAUGUGGAAAAUGGUGUAAUUAACACAUUUAAAAUAACAAACACACUGUAAUUGUCAUGCAGUGUUAAAACUAGAUGUUGACCAUCAAGCAAGCAGUGGAAAUAUCAGGACACAUGAUCCAAGAAUAGCCACACACCUCAAGCUGGCACCUUUGUGUGAAAAUCUAUCCCUGACGCUUUGGGAAAUGAGGACUGCCUCUACCAUACAAAGACCUCUGCGUGGUGUGGCAUGGCGACUGUCUCUGGGUCAGGGUUUCUGUCCAAAGUCAGCACAAGUACAUCUGGGAGCACAGGUGGCUUCAGCCAGAAUGACCCAGGUCUAAGGAAGUGGCAGUCAUUGUCCCAUCUGGUGCCUGAUGGUGCUACACGAUCCUUUCCUCCAUGUCCAGGGGCUAAAUUAAGGACUGCCCGGGGUGAAAGUAGCUUUAGACAAGCAGAAGUGGCGCAAUGCCUGCAGGAUGCUCAUGUGCGUCUCGACACUCAGCUGGACCGGCUGAGAGCCAGAAAUUCUCAGCUGAGCGAUGACAUAACUACUGCAAAACUACUUGACAUGAAACAUAAGCAGCUGUCAGAAAUGAUGAGCGCUCAAGAGAAGGAGGCAGCUGAAUUGUCCCAAUUUGAAAAGAGCCAGCAAUGUGGAGAGCUUCAUGAAAAGGUCCUACAGCUGGAAAACAACCUGCAGCAGAUGAGGUCUACUUUCGCCAGAGGGAGUAAUGAUCAACCAACCGAAAAAACUCCUGGCUUGCUUCACAGAGUACCAAUGCGUGAAGACUUUAACAAACAGGAGAGACAGAAGGUUGACACAGAACUGUACAAUCUGAGAGAGGCUCUGAAAGGUGCUGAGGCGAGGGCAAAGACACAAGAAGAAGAACGAAACCAGGCACUCCAGAAACUCCAGACUUCUACUGAGACACAGAGAACGAUGUUGAAUCAAAUAGAGGACAUGAACCAGAGGCUCAUCCACACAAGACAGAAUCACUCUGACAUGCAAGAACAGCUGAGUGAAGCAAACAACAAGAUCAGCCAAGCAUGCCUGGAAAAAGCCAUCUUGUCAACUCAGGUGCUAAAGCUGGAGGGUAAUAUGAAACAAAUGAGGCCUCUGUCUGACGAUCAUCAUCAGGAAACUGUUAAAAUGAUGCAGGAAGAACUGAAGGUUCUCAGAGAGGUGAAUGAAAAGCUGACACGUGAGCUUGAAAUGAUUACGCAGAAACUUAAGACAUCACAAUCACAGCUACAGGUGAUAACAGCAGAGAGGGUCAACAACUCUAAACAAAUCACAGAUCUGGAGGCAGAAUGCUCUCGGCUGAUCAGAGAAAAAGAGGAACUGCUGAGUAAAAUAAAAGGAAGACACGAGGAGCUCACAGAGAUGAAAGAAAAGUGCAGCCAACUGAGGGAAUCUAUGGAAGUAAUGGAAUUAGAAAAACUGAAACUGCAGGAUCAGUGCAUAUGUUUGGAAGCCAAAGUCCUUGAAAAGCAAGAGAGUCUACACCUGCAGGAGGAAGAGUAUCGUAAACAAGAUUCAGUCAGAGUCCAGAGCAUCGAGGAACUACAAGCUGUGGCCACACAUUGGACGGAGAAAUGGCAAAAAGUGGCUUUGGCCCUGCAGUCCACACAGGAGGAGCUAGAGGAACUCAAAAAGAACAACUCGACGAAUGAACUCCAAGCUGAAGAUGUAGGCUUACAUCUGGAAAGUGAGAUUGAAAAACUUAAGAAAGAAGGCCAGAAAAACAAAGAAGAAAUUGAAAAUCUGCUGCAGCACAAAGCCAAUAUGGAGACAGUGCUGACCAGAGCCAAGAAGGAUUCUGACUCCCUGCUAAGGGUUGAGCUUGACGCAUGCAAACAAGAGCUGGAGCUGGAAAGGAGCAUGAGUCAGGCGCUGCUUCACAGAUAUAAAGAUAAAGGAGGUGAACAUGUGCAGACCCAGGACAAACAGACAGCGACAGACUUAUCAGAAUUCUCUUUGUUAUGGGAGCCACCAUCAGACUCCCAGAGCAGCCAAAACAAAUCUGCCCAGGUGUGCAUACAAAGCAUUAAGGAUCAAAGGAUGAAGCAAAAGUUGGCUACAAGAGAGAAGGAACUGAGGGAAAAGGAAGAAGCUUUGAAGAGUCUAGAAAGGCUGAGAGAGAUGGAAAAAAACAAUGCUCAACUCAAGAUUUCUGCUCUGGAGCUCAAGGCCUCUGAGGAUCAUCAGGAUGAUGGAGGCCAAGCAGAUGACUCAACUACUAACUCACUGAGGGCCCAGCUAGAAGAGAGGAGGAGGAUGGCGAACCAGCUGCAGCAGGAGAAAACGCUGAGGCAGCUUUACCUGGUUAAAGAUGAAAAACCCUCUGUUGACGGCAGGAAGGAUAAAACUGUUGGUUCAGUAAUUCUAGAGACGGACCAGCAGAGGAGGAUGGUUACUGAGCAGUUAAAGAGUCUGUUUAAGGAGCAGGAAGGAAAGGAGGUGGGAAAGGUUGAUAACAGAUCAGCAGCAGCUCAGACUGGCGCUUCCUCACUGCAAGACCGGACUCCCAGAUCUAAAGUUAUAAGGAGUGCAGUGGACUGGAGGAGCUGGCAGCAGGGCUCAGGUUUGAUGCCAGUGUUUGAAGAGGAUGAGGAGAGCAGUGACUGGCCGAAAGGGGAGGUGGGGAAGCCAGCAGAAGAGGCUCAUGCUGAGGAAAAUUUCCACCAAAGUCAACAGAUGUCAACUAUGAGUGCAGAAAUCAACAAUCUUAAGGCAAACAAUGUGAAUCCGCUGCAAGCCACACUGAGGUGCAAGGUGCAGCCAAUGCAGGACUGUCCCUCUACUGCAAAGAAACUAUCAGACACAUCUUCUGAUGUCCAAGUGCCAAACCUAUCUCACGUCUCAGGUGACCAGCAGUCACCUUCCCUCUAUCCAGAUGGAAUAUUCCUGGCUGAGCUUGUAGAUAUCUGUAGCCCUGAUGAAGAUGAAGAGGAGGGCGAGGACAAAUGAGGCGUUUUGUUAAGACUGCUGCACUGGGUGAAAGUUUCUACAGGUGUAUAAUGGAUCAGUCAUUACAGCUGCACUAGCCAGAUUUGUGCCUUAUAGCUUGCACUGUAUGUUGUCUUACUCAAAUUAAAUGUAAGGACUAAUUUACUUGACUUAAAUUUAAAGACAAGAUUCUGCUACUUCUGUGAUACUUGGUGGAAACUUUUUGACUAAGAGGAUUGUGAUAUUUUUGUAUCUCCAUCUAACAGAAAAGAAUUAGAAACAUACAGCAGCAGUAAUUUAUACAUUUAUACGUUAGACAAUUGUGUUAAUUAAAGCCACCAAUCUAGCUCUGGCAAAAGUGUGUUUUAUUUAUAUGACAUGGGUCUUCACAUAAUUUUUACAUUCAGAACAUCCUACAGACAACAAGCUAUUUUAAAUGUAUCUCAAAGGAACUGUGAAAUUACAGAUGUACAUGAGGGUAUAAAAAGUACAUUAGUGUGUAUUACACGGUACUCACACAUCAAAUAAAUGAAUGUGUAUUUUAGUGACUGCGGGCUGAAUACUAGAGUAAUCCUUUUGCUCAGUUCACUUACUUUCAUAUUUCACUAUUGUUCAUUGGGAGAGAGACUGAAUUGUAUAAGAGAUCACUGAUAAAUUCUCCAGAAUCAACAUAGAAGGUCUGGUCUAGGUAAUGUUUCACAAAUAACAUUGUUUUGUUUUAUGCAAAUUCAGUAAGUUUGUGCACUUACAUUACUAUCCCAUAGGAGAAUUCACAGGUUGUUACAUUAAAAUAAGGCCAUUGUAAAUGUUGAGUUGCUGAAUGCCUAUAUAUCCAUCUAUUAGAAGUGCAGUAACACAUCAUUUGAUUUACAAAGUGAAACAUUUAUGGCAAAAGUGACCUUAAAUUCCUUAUUUUGGAUGCCAACUGACUUCAUACAGUACAUUGGGUCCCAAAUUGUCUUUUUCAGCAAACACGUGUCAGAGCCUUAUAGAGGCUCUGGUUGUACUGUGUGCCACCGUGCCUGCUCCAACUCUAGGUUACACAUGUCCCUCCAGUGAGCACGUCCUGCGUCUGCGGCCCCUACUCCAAUUCGGACCCGACCAAGAACUUUACCUUCUGAAAGGACCUGAUUCACACAAGACAA